AUGAGCGAGAUCCGCCUUUUCACUGUUUUGCUCCUUGUGAAGUCAGCUCUCGCUGGCCCAAUCGGCAGUGUAGACUACGAAUCAAGUUCUGGUGUUUCGCGUGCUUCUUCAGCUCCCGCAUACAGCUCCGGUCGUCUUGGAACCGGCAAGUAUUCAGCCAAUUACGCCACUGCACCUAGUGGGCCUGCUUCUUCAGCUGCCGCAAAAGUCACAGCUCUCUAUGGUUCAUCCCAAGCUGCCGAAAAUGGCACCUCAACAUACAACAGUGCUUCAGCUGGCCCCAGGGCUGCAAGCGCCCACGGCGGGCAUCCAAUUAUCGGCACAUUCGCUACGCCAGUUAAUGGCUACGCCCCUGAUCAAGGCUUGCCAGACUUCUUUGGGGGCUACCCUGCCUCACCUUAUGGUGUAGUCCCUCCAGCGCCUUUUCCAGGCUAUGCCGCUACCCCGGCUGGGACGAGGUUUGAUGGUGGCUACGCCGGUGCCCCAGCCGUAGCGAGCUACGACAACGGUGCGUCUGUACCAAGGUAUGACACCAGCCAUGCCAACACACCAGCUGGGGUGAACUUUGAUACCAGCUACGCCCAUUCCCCAGCUGUAGCGCAAUUUGACACGCGUACCAGCUACGCCACUUCUCCAGCGGCUGCGGCGGCUGCGGCUGCUGCGGCGGCAGCCCGCACCCAUACUUCUGGUCUCACGGGAUCCUCACCAGUGAGCAAGUUUACUCCAAGCCCCACCACUGCUCUUGGACUUGCAAGUGCUUCGCAUACUCCACCCACCUCUACUGAAGCUCCUAGCAACGUUAUCGGCGCUCGGCUUGCCGGUACUGGCCCACAUGGGAAACCUUUGGUUGAGCCAGUCUAUGCUUCCCCCUUUGCUGCUCCAGGUGUCUCCAAUGGGCAACCUGUCCCAGUUUUAAUUUAUCCUGGCUUGUCUCAAGGCCCUCCAGUCUUUGCCCCCGCCUACUACGGCUACGGCAUUCCCGAUCUUGGUUAUGGUGUUGGUAGCUACGAGUAUGGCCGUGGUCUAAUCGGCUACGGACUCAACUACGGCUACGGUCUGGGCACUCCACUCGAAUACAACGCUCUGGUGCGCAAGAAGAAGUAAAUCUCGAUCAUUCACCUGACAACGAAGAACCAUUCAAAUCAUCAAGCCCUUAUUUAUUUCUCACUGCUGACAACGCCACUGGUUCGACGACGUAGGUCUACCUCUGAUGAAAUAAAUGCACUUCAAUACCUCCCAA
Molecule: messenger RNA, 1240 nt
Organism: Rhipicephalus microplus (southern cattle tick)
Lineage: Eukaryota; Metazoa; Arthropoda; Arachnida; Ixodida; Ixodidae
Source: RefSeq, a predicted model, not a curated record